GUUUAAUUGUUUAAAUUUGUUUUUAUAAAAUAAAAUAAAAAAAUUGGAAAAUUACUAAAGGAACAACUAUUGCGAUUUGUUAUAUUCGAAGAAAACGGUUGCUUCAACAUUUGCCUUAAAUAGAAUAUGCUAAACGUUUCUGGAACCACGACAGGAGGAAUUUUCUGAUUGUAAUAUUUCAACCGCUAAAUAACACACAUAUUAUACAAACAUUAAUAUCAACAAUAAAGUAAUAAUAAUACUCGCAUAAAAUAAUAUCCCUUUAGAAGACAUCAAUCCUCUUCGCAACCACCAAAAAUAAUACCUGUAAGCAUACGCCGCUGGAACAGACACACACGACAUCACCAGACAUCAAAUAAUAAACAUCAACGUUGCGUAGUCAACGUUCGUUUUUUUUAUUUUUUAUUUUACUUGUUCGUUACUUCACAACAUACCGCCAUCAGCAUCCAUUUAAAGCAGUGAUAACACCAAAGACCCAAACUUUACCCAAAGUAAUAAUUUCAUAACGCAAUGCAAUCGAUUGAUUCUGGUGGUGAGUUGAAAGAACAAAACAAUACCACCGUAACAACUUCAACAACAAGUCACAACGAAUCGACCACAUCUUUCACUACCAACAACACAACAUCGACGAACUCAACAGCACUCAAUAACGAUACAAUCAGUAAAAAUCCAUUCAAGCAACAGCCUCUUAAUCAACGGCAUCAUCACUCGCAGCAUCAACAGCAUAAUGGCAGCGCAGAUGCUGAGCGCGGGGACGGCAGUAACUAUACCGGAAUUUUGGGUGUCGGAACACCUGCCGCCUCCACAAACAACAAUCGCCAAACAAAAAUGACAACAACGCCGUCACCCAUACCGCCUCCAGAUGAUCAUAGGCAAGAAGAUUACCGAGCGGCCGGGUCGUGGGCUGCCUUCAAAAACUGGAUGAUACAAUGGCGUGGUUCAAGACGUUUAGUAUUAGUUAUAGUGGCCAUUGCUUUAUUGUUGGAUAACAUGCUGCUAACUACAGUCGUUCCUAUUAUACCUGAGUUCCUGUACGAUAUACGGCAUCCAGAUGCUCCUUUAGAAAGCUUUCCACGUACACCGUUAACGCCGCACACGCCACCACCAACCACACCUUGCCCCGGUAAUAAUAAAGAUGCUGCCGGCGAUGUACUGUCAACUGCUGAUGUAUCAACCCUGAGUCCAGACGAAAACGAAACACUGUAUCGCGAAAUGGAGGAACGACAUAAGGAAUUGGUAGGCGAAACGGUGGAAGUGGGAUUAUUGUUCGCUUCCAAAGCAUUUGUGCAGUUGCUAGUUAAUCCAAUUGUUGGUCCAUUAACUCACAGGAUUGGCUACAGUAUACCUAUGUUUGCUGGUUUCGUUGUAAUGUUCAUCUCGACUCUAAUUUUCGCCUUCGGUCGUUCAUAUUUGGUGCUAUUUAUAGCUCGCGCUCUACAGGGCAUUGGGUCUUCGUGCAGUUCAGUUUCUGGAAUGGGUAUGUUAGCGGAUCGUUAUACCGAUGAUAAGGAACGUGGAAAUGCUAUGGGUAUCGCAUUGGGUGGUUUGGCGUUGGGUGUUUUAAUUGGGCCACCAUUCGGUGGUAUCAUGUAUGAAUUUGUUGGCAAAUCAGCUCCAUUUUUAGUAUUAUCCAUAUUGGCUCUCGGCGAUGGUCUACUGCAACUUUUCAUGCUACAGCCUUCGGUGCAGAAGGCGGAAACUGAACCUCCAACAUUAAAGGCUUUAAUAACGGACCCAUAUAUAUUAAUUGCAGCUGGUUCCGUCACUUUCGCUAAUAUGGGCAUAGCUAUGCUGGAGCCUUCUUUGCCUUUAUGGAUGGUCGAUAAUAUGGGCUCUAGCCGUUGGGAGCAGGGUGUAGCUUUUCUUCCGGCCUCCAUUAGCUAUUUAAUUGGUACCAAUUUGUUUGGUCCAUUAGGUCAUAAGAUCGGUAGAUGGUUAGCUGCGUGUUUGGGUUUAAUUAUCAUUGGAGGCUGUUUAAUUAUGAUACCGAUGGCCACAUCCAUUACGCAUUUAAUUGUUCCCAAUGCAGGUCUGGGCUUUGCUAUUGGUAUGGUUGAUUCUUCCAUGAUGCCAGAGCUAGGAUAUCUAGUAGAUAUACGUCAUUCAGCUGUCUAUGGCAGUGUUUAUGCUUUAGGUGAUGUUGCGUUUUGCGUUGGCUUUGCGGUGGGACCUGCGUUAAGCGGGACUUUGGUGAAAACGAUAGGUUUCGAAUGGAUGCUUUUCGGUAUUGCCAUUAUAUGCUUUAUGUACGCACCGCUAUUGACGCUACUUAAAAAUCCUCCUACGAGGGAAGAAAAAAAGGUUUGUACUGACGCAACAAUUGCAACUACGUCAAAUCCAGACGAACAAAAUGUUAACGAUGCGAACAGUGCUGCGAUACCGCCAAACAAGGGUAUUACAAACGCGGCCUAUGAAACUGAGAGGCUUUAAUAAUUUUUUUAACUCUUUAUUAUUUCCUUGUUUUUGUUAAUUUCUUAUUAUAAUUUUUAUAUAUG
Messenger RNA from Glossina fuscipes, 2495 nucleotides. Its product is annotated as synaptic vesicular amine transporter-like. Lineage: Eukaryota; Metazoa; Arthropoda; Insecta; Diptera; Glossinidae. The transcript has 9 exons. Gene Ontology annotation, cellular component: terminal bouton; synaptic vesicle membrane. The coding region runs from base 511 to 2430 and encodes 639 amino acids. Gene Ontology annotation, biological process: aminergic neurotransmitter loading into synaptic vesicle; transmembrane transport; xenobiotic transport. Gene Ontology annotation, molecular function: xenobiotic transmembrane transporter activity; serotonin:sodium:chloride symporter activity. The record is from RefSeq and is a predicted model, not a curated record.